UGAAAACUUGUCUAAGGACUCAAAUUUUCUAUCUGGCCUUGCACGAGAACGUGUCUCUGAAUCUAAAAUUCUUGUUUUUAAAGUUUCGACCAUUAGAUUAAUCCAAUGACUGAUUUUACUAGAGAGAUAGAAGGGGUGGUAGAUGGAGGAUACGUGUGCAUUAUGUUAAUGUUCUUUCCAACAAUUCAUUCAACUUUUGUCCACUUCUAUAUUUUGGAUAAAUGUAAUCAAUGACAACCAACCACCUAUUGGAUGUACUAUGUUAUGUAAGAUAUUAAUUUGUGGUUAGAAUUAAAUGAGGAAUCUAUUCAUCUAGAUAUUCAAACUAUACAUCCAAAACUCAUUAACAUGUUAAGGAUUACAUCAAAACUCUUUCUUUUUGCACCAAACUUCACUUCCUCAUCUUAUUAUUGUAAAAACAAUGGUUGCUUUUGCUACUCUUCAAGGCCUUCAUGGCUCUCUCCUACGAUCCCAAUUCCUAGGCCAAGAUCACCACUUCACUCUCAUGAAAUCUUCAACAACACAUCACAGAAAACCAGCUUCUCAACUACAACCACGUGCUGAAUUCAACAUACUAAAAAUGAUGGGAGGAAGAGGAUUAUGCAAUGGAGAAAAAGGACUUGAACAAGAGCUGAAAAGGCAAGUUGAUAAAGAAGAAACAACAUCAUCCAAUGAAAAAGUGCAAGAAAACUCAGAUGGAUCAGAAAAGUUGACUAGUGAUAUUGUUGCAAUUCCAGAAGAUGGUUUUGAGAAGGAAAUGAUGGGGCUAACUGGAGGGUUUCCUGGUGGUGAAAAAGGGUUGAUUAAGUUCAUUGAGAAAAAUCCACCUAGGAAUUCUUCUCAGCCUUUUACUAAUGAAGAAAGAAAUCAAAGUCUUGUUGAAGAAUCCAAAGCAACAUAGUUCAACUCUCUUUCUGUCCACUUUUAUUUGAUGUAUAUGUUUUCCCAUAUGAUUUCUGACAAUUCAAACAUGGAUGAGGUUGAGGUGAGACAAGAUUUUUGUGGAGAGUAAUAUUCUUUUCUCUUUUACUGGUAUCUAUGUAUCUAGGUUCUUUCUAAUUAUAUAGGUUAUGUUUUGCUUAACAUUGUUCAAUGUUAAUAGGACAUUUUUUUUAA
Molecule: messenger RNA, 1116 nt
Organism: Medicago truncatula (barrel medic)
Lineage: Eukaryota; Viridiplantae; Streptophyta; Magnoliopsida; Fabales; Fabaceae
Product: NAD(P)H-quinone oxidoreductase subunit S, chloroplastic
Exons: 1
Coding region: 422-901 (159 amino acids)
Biological process (GO): photosynthetic electron transport chain
Source: RefSeq, a predicted model, not a curated record